Molecule: messenger RNA, 1284 nt
Organism: Cladocopium goreaui
Lineage: Eukaryota; Dinophyceae; Suessiales; Symbiodiniaceae
Source: the annotation of a GenBank genome assembly
AUGUUACCAAAGAGCAGCAAUCACAGCCAUCGUGCAACUCUGGCAGCUGACAAGGAGGGCGUUCUGAAGAUGUGCCGCCGUUUGUCUUUGGAUGAAUUACAAACAAGUCAUGAUGCUCACAUUGCCCGCACCCAGGCUGCCGAAGUAUCAGUUGGGACGUCGGUUAAACGGCCAAUGCCGACACUGGACACUGACGCAGAUUCGAUGGUGUGUGCUGCCCGUUUUUGGCUUCUCUUUGUUGGCAUAUUGGGGUUCAGGAAUGCAAAGGCUGGAUUUUUGUGGUUUAUUGCAAUCUCACUUCCCCUUCUCGCUCAGAUUGCUUGUUUGGUCUAUUUCAAUGCAACCGGCAAGGCUGACACUUACCGCACUGGCAUUACUCUGUGUCUCAUGCUUGGGUCAACGAUUGCUUCAUUGAGCAUGCGAAGAGCCGAAAUUCACUUGCUGUUGGGACAUGAAGAUGGAGGUUUGGAAGAGUAUGCUCGGACAUCAGGCUUUUUGAAAGACUGGAGGCGGAUAUCCAGAAGGCGUUUGCUCGAGGUGCUGUCCGUCUUAAUGAUGAUGUUGUCUUGCCGCUGGUUAGGAGAUGUUUUCACAGAGCCUUCUUUGGAAAGCAUCAUCAUAGCUGUUUGCUUCUCCUCCACAGCUGUCGGCUGUGCAGCAGUGUCUUACACCCAACUGCAUAUUGUGGCUGGAAUGGAUUUGGCCGUUGACAGUUUCUGUAUCAAUUUCUUCCGGGAGAUGGACAUGGAACAAGCGCUGAACGAAUGGAACACCGUCCAAGCAACCCUGCGCCAAGUCUCAACGAAGCUGAGUCGAUCUAUGCUGGCGCUCGGCGCCUCCUGCGGGGCAUCCCUGCUCUUGCUGGCGGAGUAUACUUUUUUCCACACCGAUUCCAGCAUUUUUGUGGAUCAGCUGCAGCCUGGGGUGCAGAUGGCCUUCUUCUUGGGAUGGCUAUUUCCACCUGUGCUGCUGUUCCUAUACUCCAUGAUGCGAGCAGCUGGAGUCACUGAGAAGGCAAGCAGGGUAGCACCUCUGGUGAAUUCCUGGCACUUUGGGGAUCAGGAGGAUGACAACGUACCGUCCUGGAUGGAUCUUGGACGUCAGUACAUUGUGCAAUACAUGAUUCAGAGUGAAGCAGGUUUCUAUGUGCAGGGUGUUCGAUUGCAUGCCUUCCAGGUCACGAAGCUCAGCUACUACUUUGCGGCGUUCAUUUUCGCAGUGCUUUCCAAAACUACCAACAAUUGCAUAUUUGGCUUAUCCAAAUUAAAUGCGCAGCAGCUUUAG